Emiliania huxleyi CCMP1516 is the source of this 1353-nucleotide messenger RNA. RefSeq lists its product as hypothetical. The transcript has a single exon. Lineage: Eukaryota; Haptophyta; Isochrysidales; Noelaerhabdaceae. Bases 1 to 1353 code for a protein of 450 amino acids. The record is from RefSeq and is a predicted model, not a curated record.
AUGAUUGCCAUACCGCCGCUCUCUCCGCGCGCCCGGGCGCCAGCCGCAGCUGCCCUCCUCCUCCUCUCGCUCGCCCUCCUCUCCGUGUCAUUUCGCGCGUGGCCGCCUCUGCUGCAAGGAGGAGACGGCCGGGCAAACAGCACCCGCGCCCGCCUCUUCGACGCUGGAUUCCUGUUCGCCAAGACGGAUGUCAAAACGAACGUCAAGACUACCGUCGGAGUCGGCGACAAGCCCGCCCAGCUCGCACUGGAGUAUGCAAAGUCUGUCAGCGGAAAGGCGCACGGAAAGGGGCAGGGCAGGAGGCGGCCGGCCUGGCGGCGGCAGAAGGGCUACUCAUACGGCGCGGCAGCUGCGUCCUAUUAUUCUGCGGGCUCUUACGGCGCCGGCUACUACGAUGGAGGCUCCCGGCUCGGAGUCCGCGCAGUGCCGCCUCCUGAGAAGGAGCGAGGCCUCGCGGCGACCUCCAGCGCGGCGACCUCCAGCGCAGCGCGGCGACCUCCAGCCGACUCUGCUUUGGCCUCCGCCGACGCUGCGGCCGCGACCGACGCGUCCGGCGCCGCUGCUCGCGACUUUGACGGUUUCUUCACGCUGAUGGAGGUCAAGGUCGAGACGAACGUGCCAGUCACCGUCGGCGUGGGCGACAAGGCGGCUGCCGCUGCCAUCGCCUCUGCCUCCAAGGAGAGCGGAGGGGUGACCGCAGACCUCACAGACAGCUCGCCCCAGGAGUACGAAUACUCCUACUUCUACUCCUACGGCGGGGCCCGCCCCGUCGGCGGAGGCCGCUUUGCCAGCGGCGGCGGCGGAGGACGCUUCGGCGGCGGAGGACGCUUCGGCGGCGCCGCCGCCGCCAAGCAGUGGGGGCCGCACCGUGCUUCAAAGCCGCCGCCGCCGCCCCCCGCGCCUCCGCCGCCUCCUCCGUCGCCGCCAUCGCCCCCGACGGGCUUUGGGGAUGACGGCUUGCGCCUGGCCGAGGCGGAGUGGGCGACGGCAACGCCCGCCCCGAAGUCGGCGCACAGCCAGCCCGUCCGAGAAGCGGCUGCCAAGGCGCCGUCGGGUGGCGGCGGCGGCGGCGGCGGCGGCGGCCCACUAGGCUGGUUCGAUUCCUACAAGCCGCCCGUCAGCGUGAGCGUGGCGCCCAAGAUCGCCUUCACCGGCUCCUCGAAGACCUGCUCGUGCAACGCCUGCGACGGGACGCCCUGCUCGCCCGGCGCUGGCAACAGCGCGCACCGCUGCAGCCGGUGCGGCCCGUCCACCCCGGCGUGCUACGGCGAUUCCUCCUCGCCGGCGGGCCGCGGCGCUUGCUUCUUUGUCGGAGAGCCCAAUCUGGAGGGCGGCCUCUGCGACUGCCCCUAG